Molecule: messenger RNA, 4532 nt
Organism: Microplitis mediator
Lineage: Eukaryota; Metazoa; Arthropoda; Insecta; Hymenoptera; Braconidae
Gene: Osi17
Exons: 4
Coding region: 382-2268 (628 amino acids)
Source: RefSeq, a predicted model, not a curated record
CCGACCGGAUAGUGGAUUGGAUAGUCUUGGGUCUCGAUGUUAGUUUUAAAGGAGAGAUCCAAGUGAACGCAAGUCUGGGUUAGUUGUUUUUUUUAAGAAAAAUCUUCGUAACAGCAUCGAUCGACUGUGACAGUAAAAAUUUAUUUAGUGAAACAGUUUUAUAAAUUUUUUUUUUUAAUAAAUAAAAUAAGUACCGGGUUUUAUAAGGACAUGAUAAGAGAUAAGAAUUAUUUUUUCAAGUGGCACAGGCGAAUAAGGGAUUGCAAAAUUGUUCAAAAAAUUUUGUUGUAAUGAGACAUUUUUAGAAAUAUUUUUUUCAAAUAAAUUUGGACAGAGUAAUUUUUUAAAAAUUUUGAAAUUUUUUAUUUAUUGAUAAUCAAAAUGUUAAGGGUAUUGUAUGUUUUGUUAUUGUCGACGAUAUAUGUCAGCUCGUUUAGUUUUGUAAAUAUUAUAAGUUAUGCUAAAUAUUUGUACCCGCGAAAUUUGACUUAUUUGAAUAAUGGCGCGGGCGGCAACGAAUUGUGGAGAGGAAUUUUGAGAGAUUGUAACAAAAAAUUAACUUUUUCGUGCUUACAAAAAAAUGCAUACAGCUAUUUGGACAAUACGCUUGGUGACUAUGACAACAUAACGGUUUUUGACGGGUUUUUGUUGACCAAAAAUAAUUUGAAUUAUGACACGUGUUCGAAGAACUGUGAGGAUGAGAUGGAAGAGGAAGAAAAUUUUGUCGAUCAGGGUCGGAGUAAAAAAGAUGAUGGUGAUUAUGAUGAUGAACAGGGUUACAAAGAACCCAAAACACCAUUGGAAGAAAUAACAUCGGCGCUAAGAGACCGGACGGUUAAAUUUUUGGCCACGCGCGAUUAUGAAAUCCAGCUUCCGGAAUUUAUUUUUGACAAAGCGAAAAUAAAAAUAAGCCCGAAGGAAAUAGAUCGAGAUGGGGCACUAGUACGAGUUGAUUUUGGGUCACGUGGACUCGAGCAUGGGAGAAUUUUCAAAAAAAUUCGUAAAUUUAUCCAGAACCGGUUGCUCCUGAGUUUCCUGGCUCUGAUAUUGAUCAUUAAAUUGAUUAAGGUCAAGUUUAUGUUCAUAAUACCAUUUUUGUUUGGAAUUGGAACGGCUAAAAAAAUAUUUUUGAAACUUUUGCUCUUCUUCAUACCAGCAUUCGCUCAUGUAUUUAAAUUGUGCUCGAGUUAUUACAACUCCCAUACAAAGUAUCAUCAUCACCACCACCAUCAGAUCGCUCAUCAUCAUCAUCACGUUCCAGUUCCCGUUCCAGUACCGGCUCCAGUGCCAGCACCCACGUACUACGAUCCACAUCAUCAUUCACCUCACCCGCCUUAUCACGACGAGGAAUUCGAAGGUUACGAUUACGCACAUCCGCACAUUCAGCUCCGUAAAGACAUGGAGGAGUUGAAAGAAUGGGGAAUCGAUUCCUUUACUGAUCUCCACGACGAUAAUUUGAGUAACAAAUUAUCGCCGGUCCAGCAUAAUUACAGUCCCCCGUAUCUGGGCCCUAAGCCCGUAAAUGGGCCAGUGCAACUGGGACAGCCAGUAAAUGUGCCGUCUCAUGGUCAAAAUUUGGCUUACAGUGGAUACCUGGAGGAUCAAAAGUUGAAUCGGCGGGUAUCGGGUGGAUCUGUGGGCGUUGGACCUGGAAUAGUGCCCAGUGUUCCAGUUCCUUCGGUACAAGUUGGACUUAAUACUCCGUCAAUUAAACACACUCCCGUUGCACCAGCGCGUAAUGAUUUAAAGGCAACUCAUACUCUUAUUAACAGCAACAACAACAACAUGCAACAAGUGCAUCCCGUUUUUGUGCAACACUCGCAUCAGCCGGUUACAAAUCCUCAGCAACAAACACAAAUAAACAAUAAAAGACUCACGCAGCAACACGUACAGACCCAAGUGACGAAUAAAAAAAAUACCGGUGAGCUCGGUCAAGUUACUAAUCAAGUUGACCGUGUCGCGAUCCACGACGAUACUUUUUAUGGACCAAUACUACAUAGGCUUGAUGAUAUAUUUUUACAACUUAAAUUCAGUGAAGAGCCUUGUAAGGAGAGACUCAUUUGUAGCAUGUACAAAAAUCCUGGAAUUUAUUCACCGCACAGUAAUAUUGUGUCUAAUGAAUUGUCGAGAGACCCACAAGAAUUGAAGCGUAAAGUUACUGGUAGCGCCUCCAGUCAACGAUUCUAUCGGUAUGUCACAGCUGCACGUUUGGGACAAGAAGGAGGAGAUUGUCUGAGAAAUUAUCCAUGUCAUAUAAAUACCGAGUGAAUAAUUUACAGUCAUAAAAAAAAACGUUUAUAAGUAACAAAGCAAAAUCAACAAUUAUUUAUUAAGAAUCUAGUUCGUAAUGGCUAUCAACUUAAAAUUAUUUAUUAUUUAUUAUUUAUAUUCACACCAAUUUGGUGUUUUUCUUCAGUUAUUAAUUAUUGUUACUCAACAGUGGCUCUGUUGACGCUCAUUAUUUUUAAGUAACACUAGGCGAGACCGGGGUAAAAUGGGAUAUGAUUUAUUUUUUGAUGACAGGACUAAAUAUCCACGUCAAAAUUCUCUACACUGAAAAAUUUUGAGUCCGCACUGUGGUAUAAAUUUUUGGUGUCAAAAUUUUCAAUACUGACGGGGUGUUAAAUUUUGGACCGGGUGGUAGAACGUUCACACCAGCAAUGGUGUAAAUGUAUAAGUUAUUUAUUAAAGACUCGAUUACUUCGACACCAGAUAUUUAAUUUUGACUCCGAAAUGACUGACGUCAGUAAAAAUAAUGAUAUGCUAGUGCUGCAAUCUUUAUAUUUUUUGAAAAUUUCAACUACAGAAUAUAUUAUCGGACAAUAAUUGAGGUAAUAACACCGAAUGGUGAGAGAGAAAACACCCACAGUGUCAAAAUUACACCGCUUGAUACUUCACACCGUAAAUUCACACCGCAGACCGCGUAAAGUCGGGUACCAUUUUCAAACCAAAAAUUUUUGAGACAUAGAAUUCAUGAAAAAAGGCCAAACACGUGUAUGAUAUUAAAUUUGCCGUAAAUGUUGAAAUUCGUGGGAAAUUUGAACGCGGAUAUUUAGUCGUAUUACCAAAUUUUUUUUCUGUUAAAAAAUAUUUAGGUACUGAUGUCAAAAAAAUUGGGCCAAGCUGGUCAGCCAAUUAGUAGAGCCAAUUUUUGAUUUCCAAAAAAAUAAUUGAUUUAUAGUGGCCCGUUUUACCUCAACGUAAAUUUGUCUUAGUUCUUAUUAAAUCAAUUCAGAUAACGAACACUUGAAAAAAAAAUUUUGAAAUUUUAAAUUGGCCGAAAUUAUUAGGCUGGCCAACUUGCCCAAUUUUUCUAAACCAUAAUUAAGAAUUUUUUAGCAGAAAAAAAUUUCUUUUUAUUUAAAAAUUAAUAUUUUUCUUAGUCGGUGUCUCAUUUUAUCCCGGUCUUCUAUACUUUUUAUAAUUACUCUGUUAAUAUUUUUUUUUUACUUGACAUUGUAGCCCUUGAGUAACAAUAAUUAUUAAAAUGUCAUUAAUAAUUACAAAAAUUAUUAAAAAUAAAAAAUUGCACACCUCGAGCGCUCAUAUCAUAAAUAUAUAAAAAGUUCAUAUUUAUAAAUUUACAACUAUAAUUAUUUUGCUCGACUCAUGGUAUGCGUAUGAAAAAUAAAAUUGAAGAGUGAAAUAAAGAAAAUUUUUUGUAAGACAGAGCAAAAAAAAAUGAGCACGUCGCGCUUGAGGUGUGCAAUUAAAAAAAAUUUAAUUACUGUUAUCUCACAGAAACUGAAGCAAAAAUAAGUCUAUUUAUUUAUAAUAAGGGAUUGAUUAUUUAUUUAUUUAAAAUUUAUUAUUUUUAAUACCCGGGUGCCAUACCCAGUAAUAUAAUAAAAUAUAUGUGUACUUUAGUUAUUAAAAUAAAUGUGAUUAAUAAUAAAUAUGUUAUUCAUUUCAUUAUUUAUGAUAAUAUAUUAUUCGAACCAUGACGAUACAAAAUCACCAGUACGUGCUAAUGAGGAUUUAAUUGAUGAGCUUUUAAUAAUUACUAUUUUAUGGUCAUGGGAAACAAUGAAAACCGUUUAUUAUUUACUAGCCGAGAAUAAGUACCGCUACUGGGGCAUUAGAAUCACACAUUUUGUUUUGUAUAUUUAUUAUAAAAGUGGGUAUAUGUUUAAGGCGCAAGUGUCGUCAUAUGCUGAUACUGUAAUAAAAAAAAAAAAAAAAGAAAAAAUAGUAAUUUAUGGAGUAGCUGUAAAAUAAUAAUGACGUCAGUCAAACAUCAUAUAUUUAUGUAUUCUAGGGAAAUGUUAUACUACUGAUAAUUAUGCAGAGAUAAUUAUUGUUGACAUUUAUUUUCAAAUGGGAAUGACGUAUUGUUCUUUUUAUUUUUUUUUUUACAGUAAAAAUUUUUCAAAAAACGUUUCUUCUAUUCGCGACAUCAAAUUUAUACUGAAUUGACCCUAAGUGUAAGGAAGGGGGAGGCAGGAGAGAUUAUACGCUUAAGAAAAAAAUUUUGGAGUCCCCAAAUAAAUAUUUGAUAUUUAAAUUAAUCUCUAAAAAUCGUAAUGAGUAGG